This is a messenger RNA of Porites evermanni, 2212 nucleotides long. The record is from the annotation of a GenBank genome assembly. NCBI's taxonomy places the organism in Eukaryota, Metazoa, Cnidaria, Anthozoa, Scleractinia, Poritidae.
AUGAUGGAAUUACUGCAGCAGGCUCUAUCUUCGGAGUACCUCGGCCAUCCUGCUACUGCUGCUGCGAUCGCUUCUGUUUUAAUCUUUCUGAUUCUUUCUCUAUAUUGGUGGGCGACUCGUGGAUUUGCAGUCCUCAAGAAGCUGAAUGUCCCCGGACCCAAGCCGAUUCCUUUUUUUGGAAACUUUCUUGAAGUAAGGAAAUACAAUGGACUACAUGAGCUGCACCUUGACUACAUUAAGAAAUACGGCAACGUUUUUGCCCUUUGUCUGGGUGGUAGGCCGUCGCUUGUUGUCGGUGAUCCGGAACUGCUGAAGCAAAUAUUAGUAAAGGACUUUCCCAACUUCCAAAAUCGCUUCCAGAUCCAACAACUGAGUAAGGUGUUCUCCAUGAACGUCUUCAACGCUCGGGAUGGAAGGUGGAAGCGGAUCCGUAAUACGCUGACACCCACGUUCAGCGCAGGAAAGAUGAAGUUGAUGGUGCCUCUUAUAGAGACGUCUUGUGACACGCUAGUGGAAAAACUUGAGGUAGUUGCUGAUUCAGGUGAGUUUAUAUUUUCUUUUUAGUAACUGGUAAAACCAAAGGUUUUAUUGAGCCAGCAAUAAAAAUAGAACUCUCCAAAUAAAUGUCACUGCAUGAUGAUACUGGGACACAUUUUCGUUUCCGGUUUCUGUAGGGGGCUGGUCACGCUACGAUCAACACAUCAAAUAACUAUGACUCAGACUAACUGUAUGUAGAACUCAAGAGAAAUACGCCAAGACGGGCAAAGUGGCGACUGCAUUUUCUGAACCUGGAAUACGAAGUCUCGCUUUUUCUAAGUUGGUCUUAAUUUGAAUGAAAGUGUGACUCGGCUUACGGCGCGUGGAGAUAAUUGUCUCAAUGAUAUUCUUGUUUAAUAUAGUAAAAUAUAGAAAUAUAGUUUAAAAAGAGUUUGAAGUAAACGAAAAUUGACAAGAUUAUUGAAAGUACCGUGAGUUACCGGCUCCGGCCUUGAAAACAGCAUCCGGGAAUUAGCUUAUUAAGAAUGCCUCUCAGAAGCUGCAAAGCGAACCGAUACUGAACUAAUUUCUGACGUGUUGAAUGAAACAGUGAAUAUUACACCCCCUCCCCCUCCCCUGCUUCCCUGCAUAUAUGAGGAAUAUUUAUUAUCAAGAGCCAUAUUAAUGGGACGUAUUGGGGCUUUGAUAUUAAGUGGUAACAAUUUUACGAUAUGUAUUUCCAGGUCAAAGUGUGGACAUGCUGGACUGGUUUAGUAAGCUGACCCUAGAGGUGAUAUUAUCUACAGCUUUUGGUGUGGACGCGAAGGUUCAAAAAGGUGAAAACACCGAAAUGCUGCAAGAAGCGAAGAAACUUUUCCAGGUGCCUUCAAUCCUACGGCAUCUUUCCCGUUUGCCAUUUGGAAAUGCUCUAUUCCGUCUUAUAAGAUUAGUUAGCGGUGGAGGUUUUCAACCCAAGUAUUUUGAAGGUAUUGUUACAGAAAUCAUUAAUCAACGCCGUCAACAGGGACUUACAGGACGAAAGGACCUGCUACACCUUAUGAUGCACGCCACUGAUGAAACAACAACAGAAGGGAUUAGCAAGCUGUCUGAUGAGGAAGUUGUAGCUCAGUGUAUUAUUUUCCUUCUGGCAGGAUACGAAACGUCCAGCAACACCUUGUCGUUCACCCUGUACUUCUUGGCCGUGAACCCAGAUCUACAAGACAAACUUAGGGAAGAAAUCAGAGAUGCGUUGGAGGCCAGUGCAAGGAAGAAACCUCUCUACGAAAUAGCCCAGAACAUCGAGUACCUCGACUGUGUCGUAAAGGAGUCUCAGCGCUUAUGUCCUCCUGCGGCCGCCGUUAAUCGACAAUGCCGUGAAGACUAUAAAUUUAACGGAAUCCAUAUUCCUGCUGGAACCGAGGUUGUGAUUCCCAUAUAUGCCUUGCAUCAUGAUCCAAGUGCCUGGGAGGACCCGGAGAAGUUUGACCCCGAGAGAUUCCGUGGUGAAAGAAAAGACACCCGCCAUCCCUUCCAAUUCGUCCCCUUUGGGGGUGGGCCACGAAAUUGUAUCGGUAUGAGGUUUGCCCUGCUGGAGAUCAAGAUCGCUCUCGUCAAAAUCUUGUCGAAGUACAAGUUUGUGCGAUCACCGGAGACGCAAGUUCCCGUCGUAUUACAUCCCGGUGCAACUUUGAGUGCUAAAAAUGGCGUGCUUGUUAGAGUAGAGACUGUACUGUAG